UUUGCCUUUAAAAAACAUUUCACCUCUCUGCAUGACUUGCACUGCAGUUAAAUACCUUAUGUGAGUAAACAAAGCUUCACAUCAGUGGCUCAAGAACGCUUCGAAGAGUGCGAAUUUUAUAGAUGACGUCAUCAUCACUGAAGAAUCAAGUAAUUGGGUGGGAAAUUCCCAAACGCGCAGCAAUAUUAUUGAGGUUGCAAUCAUGAAAUUUUCUCAACAGCGUAUUGCUAUUAAGAACGCUAAGGUCAACGACGAAAUUUCACCAGCAUCUCUUAGCUGUAACAGUCAUUCAACUUUCUCGAUUCUUAAAGGGAAGACUGCAACAGGUUUUAUUGGCUGUAAGUACAAGACAAGUUACUUCUGUGGUCCCUUGGCUACUGUUUCACCAAGAAAGGAUUCGAAAGAUUUUGAAGUGUGGCGAAGUAAACAAAACUCUACCAGGGUCAUGAACACAUCGAAGGUUGCGAAGACGGAAACUUUUCGCGGUGACGUUCAGAGAAUAAUUCUCGUACUCAUCGCUUAUCAAGGGCAUUCUUUUCGGUCCAAGUCAACAAAUUUAUGUUAUAAGCAGCUCUAUCAGCGCAAGGGAACGCAUUCUGCGCAAAUACUUCAACAUACCAAUAAUAAACGGAAAUAAUUGCACCCAUUAGAAAAAAGGCCAGUCGCCGCUUUGGUGGCAAAGACUUAGUUCGGACCUUACCAGAAUUUUUGGUCAGCGAUAUUUGUUGUCCGCGCAUGUAAUGAGGCAUAAUGAGCUAGACAAACGACGCCGAACUGGAAAACGAAGUAAGAGUCAGAGCUUAUUGCACAUCUCAGUUCAUAACUCCUUAGUCUACAGGCGAGCGGAUCAAGAAAGAUGGCAGCCCAGCAAUUUCAGAUGGUCUAUGGAUCCCUCUUUCCGCUGGGUGGAAUCGCAACUGGAUUAGACUGUGAGGGCGUUCAUGAAAUGUGGUUGACUGAGCGAGGAAAAAUAGUGACCCAAUGUUCACAGCAAAACGACUUGCGUAUCGUUAACACAAACUGCGGGUUUACAUUGCGACCACGAGUAUAUAGGAUGUCCGCUGCUGAUCAGGGCUUUCAUGAAAUGUCGUUGACUGAGCGAGGAGAAAUAAUGACCCAAUGUUCACAGCAAAACGACUUACGUAUCCCUACCACAAACUGCGGGUUUACAUUGCGACCACGUGUGUAUCGGAUGUUCCCUGCUGAUCAGGAAACAGAAAGAGUGAACAUUGGUAUGCAAACAUCAAGAAACAGCCCUACCUAGGGAAAUGAUAAUCGCUAAGGAUGCCUCUUGUUCGACACAUUUACCUCCAGUUCGAGAGAAUCCGUAGAUCCGUGGGUUUUCAGGCCUAGACGUUAAGAAACUUUGUUUACAUGGCUCUGGUUCACUGACUCAUAAUCCUUUUUGUUAAAUUAUUCAUUCUCUCAUUCAUGUUUACUGUAUAAAUCAUUUCACUGAAUAAAAACAAAGAAAACCUUGUA
Messenger RNA from Pocillopora verrucosa, 1482 nucleotides. Lineage: Eukaryota; Metazoa; Cnidaria; Anthozoa; Scleractinia; Pocilloporidae. The record is from RefSeq and is a predicted model, not a curated record.